Molecule: messenger RNA, 2370 nt
Organism: Diaporthe amygdali
Lineage: Eukaryota; Fungi; Ascomycota; Sordariomycetes; Diaporthales; Diaporthaceae
Exons: 1
Coding region: 1-2370 (789 amino acids)
Source: RefSeq, a predicted model, not a curated record
AUGAGAGACAACGCGCACAUCCCGGGGAUGGGAUGGUGGCCACCAAAACUCCGCCUCAAACAGUCUGACCUAUGCUCUGAGUGCGCCGCCAUCGACUUCAUGGCAGCUUUCAACCCGCCUCAGGAUUACAAGUCCAAAGAACAGCCAUGGAUUCUACUUGUUGAGCGCGAACGACUGGACAUCGACUCGAACUGUCCCCUUUGUCGAUACUUCUCUCACAUCUGCUGCUCGAUCGAUGAGAAUGGCAUCUACUUCAUCGCGUUCCAUGAACAGCCUUCACCUCUCGAUAAAGAUUGCAACACACAACAUGGAAAGGAAUACCGGUCCCUUGACAAGAUUCUCAUUUCUGUGCUGCGCACGCGCCAUAUUAACUACGUCUUGCGAUGUUUCGAGGCUCACCCUUUUGGUGGUAGUUUCGACGGUAUACUGCGCCAGAAGUCCGGUUUCAUAGUAUGCCAUCUCAACAAGCCGACCCGGGAACCGCGUACACCACAAAUAGUCCCCAAAGCUCUGGACGUCUCCUUGCCGAAGGCCUGGCUUGAGCUAUGCACCCGCCGGCAUGGAACAUGCAGGUGUGCUAUCAAUACUCGAUUGCAGAUGCCCAGGACUAGGUUGAUCGAUUGCAAGGCCCGCAAACUCAUCAAUGUGGGAGUGUGGCCCUUUCAUAUGCCCCGCUUCGCGGCGCUAAGCUAUAGGUGGGGAGUGACACCGGAGCCCCAGAUAGAGCAGGACCGAGAGGAUCGUAGUAAACGAAAAGGCUCCUUGUCGAACUUGCCGUUGACCAUUGAAGACGCCAUAUCGGUAACCAAAGGCCUUGGCCUGCGCUAUUUGUGGGUUGAUCAAUAUUGCAUUGAUCAGAACAACAGCAAAGAGAAACAGGCACAAAUACAAAAAAUGGACCGCAUAUACCAAUGUGCUGAAGUUGCUAUCAUGGCGACCGCGGGGGAAGAUUGUCACUACGGCUUGCCUGGCGUGUCGAAACGUGCACGCCGAGUUCUAGAUCCUUUCAUUCUAGAUGAUACCCUCACCUUCGGUAUUUGUCCUGCGGCAGGGGCACACUGGCAAAAUGGCGCGUGGCACGAACGAGGCUGGACUUUCCAGGAGACACACCUCCCAAGGAGGCGCUUGGUCUUCUCCGACACGCUUGUGCAUUUCGAAUGUGCGCACCACAGACCAUGGCAAAGAGAAAAUAGUGGCGGAUUUGAGACCGUACAGCACAACGCUAAAGAGGCACGCAAGCUAAAAGGAAGUUACGUUGCGAUGGUAUUAGAUCCUCGCCGGGCCCUGGACACGUGGGACUGGUGUGAGAUUACGCCCCUUAUAUCUACGGUUUCGCUCCAAAGGGUAGCCGCAUAUGCGCACCGUGGGAACUUUGAGGCUUGCAUAGUGGAAUACUAUUCGUUCGUCCACUACUACACGAUGCGGAAACUCUCCUACGCCUCCGACAGCCUCAACGCUUUUCUUGGUUUGGCAAACGCCAUGCAGGAAUUCCGUCACCCUAUUUACAACGUGGCUGGGGUUCCUUUCAUGGUGGGCAACAAGCGAAUCGACAGAGACUAUUGGGCCGAGUCCUCAUUCUCUUCCGGACUUGCGUGGUUUUCAAUUCAGGGGACGGACAGGUCUGACCAACAAGAUGCUGUCAACGGUGAAUUUCCGUCCUGGAGUUGGGGCAACGUCAAGUUAUGGCCUGUUAUGCUUGAUUACCUUGAGAUGCCCAGGCCCAAGAUUCCUACGCCGCCUCGAAAAGAGUCGAAGAACCGUGCAAUCAAGCACAAGGCCCGACUACGAGACAUACAAGUCGAGUUCACCUCUGACGGAAACAAACAGGUGACUGGACUUGUCGACUACGCAGACAAGUCCAGGAAAGCGAUAAAGAUGAGCCUGCCACAACCGACAGCUUUGCUUUUCAAGGCGCGCUUUGUGCCGUCUCACGCCAUCGGUAUUCUCUCUGAAGAUGAGAACAUUGAUGAAGACGAUAUAUACUCAGGAGAAUUCUGCCAUGACGAGCAUGGAAGGAGAGAACAUUUCAAGAUAGGGCUCGUCGAGGAUACCUCCGAUGAAACCAAUAGGUAUCCCCAGGCUGACUUACAGGAUCCAUGGUGGGAUUCUAGGAGGUAUCGCCUGAUUGUUCACGACAGGGAGUUUCACCACGAUAUGCUUGCGUCAGGAUGGAGUCUCUUGCUGCUUCGCUGCUUCGAUACGCCGCAUAGUGUACGACUGCUUGUUGUCAAGAGAGUGGAAGAGAACACUGCAAGCCGAGUUGGUACUAUUUGUGUGAGGCCCGGACAUCGCUCAUAUGGUUUUGACGCCAUUGUGGCGGGUAAGUUUCUCCGGUGUUUUACAGAUGAGAGGGAAGUAAGGCUGGUGUAA